Molecule: messenger RNA, 2049 nt
Organism: Solea solea (common sole)
Lineage: Eukaryota; Metazoa; Chordata; Actinopteri; Pleuronectiformes; Soleidae
Product: platelet glycoprotein Ib alpha chain
Exons: 6
Coding region: 1-2049 (682 amino acids)
Molecular function (GO): protein binding
Source: RefSeq, a predicted model, not a curated record
AUGUGGCUCUUCGUCCUCGUCCUCGUCCUCCUGUCCCCCGUUACCACAGUUACUGCUGUGACCGGCUGCCACAGUGACCGGGACAAGGACGACCGCCCGAGGCAGAACUGCACGGCGGCCGGUUUCAGCAGCCUCCCGGCGGGAAUCGAACGCUCAACCAAGGUCCUGCUGUUUCCCAGAAACCUGUUCACCAGCCUGUCCUGGUCCUCCUUCCAGGUCUUUGAGGCGAUCUAUGAGAUCGACCUCACGGACAACAAGGUUCCAGAGGUGACCCCCAGGGUUUCUCCAACCCUGCCCACCCUUAGCGUCCUCCGACUGGGGUGGAACCUUCUGAAGUCUCUCCCCGCCGGCUCCUUCUCCGUGUGUCCUGCUCUGACCGAACUCUACCUGGACAACAACAAUAUCGAGUCCCUGAGCGACCACACCUUCUCCGGACUCAGCAAACUGGAGAUCCUGGAGCUGUCGUCUAAUCGAAUCAAAUUGCUUCCAGAACUCAUGCUCCACCCCCUUCCUGCCAUAGAAACUCUCUUCCUGGAGUCCAACAAGAUCAGAGUGAUGCCAGACAAUUGGUUCGUAAAAAAGGAGGAGGUGCCAUAUCUCUACCUGUCGAUCAAUCCCUGGGCCUGUUCCUGUUCCCUCGGUUACUUCCACCAAUAUCUCGGGGAUCACGAACUCAACUUCUACGUUCGCGAUGGACCAAACAUCAGGAGCGACGCGGAGAGCGUGGUGUGCGACUCUCCACCACUUCUUAAGGAUAAUUCGUUAGUGACUCUGGAAGAAUCUGACCUGUGUCCAGAGGAAGGGACACUUCCUACUACUCCCCCCACUACUCCUCCUACUACUACUACUACACCUCCGACUACUAUUCCGACUACUCCCCCUCUCCCUCCUACUAUUCCUACUACUACACCUCUGACUACUAUUCCUACUACUACACCUGUGACUACUAUUCCUACUACUACACCUCUGACUACUAUUCCUACUACUACACCUCCGACUACUCCCCCUACUACUACUCUUCCUACUGCUCCUGCGUCUACAUUUGUAUCCUCCGUGGACCACACAGUCUUCACAUGGUCCUGGUACGAAACCUUCACCAGGUUCUUUGAAUGGUCAGGACAUUCGGAGGACGAGCGCAGGAUCGAUGGGUCAAACGUCUUGCACACUUCCACAUCUCAUCCCACAUGGAGUUCUGCCGCCAUGUCAACCACCGCCUCCCGAAAACCCGCAACAACCACGCCGGCUCUGUCGACCGUACCAUCGACAACUCCCAUGACUCCCGGCAACACCUCACGCAGGAUCCCCGAACCUGCUCGAGUUAGCUCAGUCGGCGCUGUCGCGUUGUACUGCUGUUGGCUUUUUGCGGCGUGCGUUCUGCUGUGCGCGGCGUCAGCGGCGUGUGCGUUAGCAACUGUGGCUAGGUUGCUGUUCUGGUACCGGAGAGCGUACAAGCCUUUGAGUUUGGCGCUGGCGAGAAGGCGGAGAGACGGCAGGGGAGUGAGGCUGUCAACGUUCAAAAACGGGGGAGAAAAGAAGGUGUCAGGAGGAGGGGGAGGAGGAGUGGCGGCGCUGUAUCGCUCUGUCCUGUUGGUCCACAGAGAAGGAGAAACUACAGAGAGGGAGGACGGAGUGAGAGAAGGUGAGGGGGGAGGAGGGACGGUUAAGGUGGAGCCAACAGAGGAGGUGAGGAGGGGGGAGAGGGGGGUGUAUAGGAACACCCUGCACCGCCUGGUCAGCAAGGAGGAGGCGAUAACCGGAUGGAGAGAUGUGACGGAGGAGCAAGACUGUGUCUCUGCAGGAGAUGGAGGGAGGAGCAGAGGAGAUGUGUCCAGGAAGCGCUACAGCGUGAUUCUGAGGGAGGAGAGGGGGGAGGCAGAAGGAGGGAGGGGGGAGGUGGAAUGGGUGGUUGGUGGGUGGGAAGUGAAAGGAGGAGGAGACGGUGCAAGAGAGGAGGAGCAAAGGAGCAGCUGGGGGGAGUGGCUAACGCAGUACUUACCAAGCAUGCCGUGGGGGGUGACCACGCCCCCUGAGGGGGAGGCGGCUCAGUGA